Molecule: messenger RNA, 3852 nt
Organism: Prorocentrum cordatum
Lineage: Eukaryota; Dinophyceae; Prorocentrales; Prorocentraceae
Source: the annotation of a GenBank genome assembly
GUCCCCCUGAGGCGGCACAUGGCGGGCCCGGCCGCGGCUGGCGUGGACGGGGCCACGGCGGUGGCAGCCGGGCGGGGCGCGUUCGGGCAGGUGUGGUUCCCAGAGGUGGCGCUGCCCGCCGGGAAGGCGCUGACCGACGCCUUGCAAGGCCCCGGGGGUGCCCACAUCGCGUACUUCGAGAGGAAGCACCCCGGAGUGCUGGUGGAGGUGAGCGGAGAGGUCUGCCAAUACGCGCCGCCGGACCGGCGGCUCCACGUCUCGGUGCUCUGCGGAGACCGUGAGGAGCUGGAGCGCGCCAUGGCCGACGUCCGGGACAUGGUGGAGGCCGCCGUCGACAUCGUCGCGGAGACGCUUGGCCUCAGCGAGCUCGAGCUGGCGGCCGCGCUGAGACGCAUCCGGUCGAAAAAGUGUAACUUCCGGUUCGCGGCGGACGCGUCGGAGGGAGGCGAUGGUGAUGCGCCCGCGCCCGAGAGCCCCGCGAGCCCCGAGUGCGACGACGCUCUCGUCGCCGGCGCGGCGCGGCGCGGGCCCGGGCCCGACCAGGACGACCCCGGGGGGGACGACGAGGCCUGGGGCGUGGGCGAGCUGGCUCCGACGCCCUGGGGGGCCGUGCCGCCUGUGGAGCUGGACGAGCCCGCGGAGCUGGACGAGCCGGAGUCGCCUCCCUGCGCGGCGGGCCGGGAUGCCGAGAGCCCCGCGGAGCCCGAGAGCCCUCAGGAGGAGUCCCUGGAGCCAAGCGUCACCGCUGAUGCAGCAUGUGCCCUGCCCCAGAACGCAGCAGAGCCUCUGCGCGAGCCGUCGCCUCCGGCAGCGGGCGCGCUGGCCGAGCAGUUUGACCUCGUCUCCAGCGACGAAGGGGAGAUGGCCUAUGAGCCGAAGCUCGACCAGGUGGCUGUGCAGAUGGCCCACGAGCCGCAGCUCGACCCCGAGCCGGCGGCGCGCCCGGGCGCCGGCCGCGCUCUCGAAGCGGAUCCCGCGGCAGGCGGCACGCCCCCGCGCCGGCGGGACACUGGGAACGCCAGGGCCGCGGAUGACCAGGAGGUGCAGGUCCCAGAGGACGGCCGCGACCACCAGGCCGACUUGCUGGAGGAGCUGCUGCGGGCGGACCUGUCGGUGGCCGGGGGGCCUCCAGCCCCGGCGCUCCCGCUGCCCGCGGACGGCCGCUUCGCCGACGCGGGGAGCUAUUCGCUGCUGUGGGAGCACGCGCUGCGAGGCGAGGCCACUUCCCAGGCCUGGUCGGAGAUGGGCCGCGAGCGCGCCGCGGAGUCCUCUUGCCUGGCGGGGAGGCUCGAGCUCGACGUUCGGGGUGGCGAGUGCGUGGAGCUGCUGCUGUGGACCGGCGGGUGGGUGGCCCGCGACGGGCGCCGCACCGCGAUAGGCGUCCGCCAGGGCGGCGUCCUGUGGGCCUCCCGGAGCGGCUGCGAGGCGCCGCUGGGGCCUGCCGGCUCGGGCGGCUGGCGGCAGGUGACGCUCGGCGGCGCCGCGUGCCACCUCAAGCUCAGCAGCUGGAACGCCCUGGACGUGUGGGGCGCAGCCGCGCCCCUGCGCCGCGCCGUGGAGCUGAGGCCGGGCUCGGUCGUGCUGCUGUCCUCCGCGGGCGGCGCGAUGCCGCGCCUGGGCGUCGUUGAGCGCAGGGGCGGGGCCUUCCUGGCCGAGAGCAUCCGCGUGCGCACGGCCGCCAGCGCCGCGGCGCCUGCCGCCGGGCCCCUCGCGGCGCACAUGCCCUUGCUCGUGCACGAGGCAAAGGUAGAUAGCGGCGCGGCACCUGUUGAGGGCCCCGUCACGGCGCGCGUACUCUCGGUGAGCGUGGUCUCCGCCGCCCGCGAGCUGUGCGCGGUGCGCAACGCCGCCCGGGUGCCUCGCGGGCUGCGCGGGCAGCUGCUGGGCGCCGAGCUGCCGGGGGAGCACCAGGCGGAGCGCGCGGAGCCGUGGACGCCGCUCGGCGAGGCCGAGGGCGGCGCGCCCAUGGGCUGCCUGGCUCGCCUGAACGCCUCGCAGGCGCGGGCGGUGCGCGCUGCGCUCGGGCGGCCCGCGGGCUUCUCGCUGGUGUGGGGCCCGCCGGGCACGGGCAAGUCCACCACGUUGCUGUGCCUCAGCUGGAAGAGCAGGGAGUACGAGCGGCUGCACCGCGCCAUCGAGCAGAUCGCGCUGGAGCCGCCGGCCGGGCCCUCGGCGGCGGCCUCGGCCGCCGGGGCCUCGGCGCGGUGGCGCGCCGCCGUGCGCUGCGCCCCGCACCUGCUCGUGGCCGCGAGCUCGAACGCGGCGGUGGAGAGCCUCGUGGAGAAGGUGCAGAGGCACAAGUUCCAGGAUCGCCAGGGCCGCGCGUACGAGCCGUGGGGCAUGGUGCGCAUCGGCUCCGCCGCGCGAGGCGGCACGGAGCAGCUGCGGCACCUCGACCUGGACUCCCGGGUCGAGGCCCUGCUGUCGGUGGGCAGGGCCGAGGUGGCGGAGAGGCAGAGGAAAGUCCGCGAGGCCCUGAGCCAGCUGCAGAGGAAAGUCGCGUCCCUGCGCGCGGGCAUCCUGAAGCUGCAGGGCGUGGUGCCGCUGCCGAGCGGGUGGGAGGCCAGGCUCGCGAAGGCGCCGUCUGACCGCAUCGAGUUCCACAACCACGUGGAGCGGCGGGCGACGUGGCAGCACCCCGGCAGGCCAGCGGACGGCGACUCGGGGACGGGGCUGCUGGACCUGCCCGAGGCAGUGGGUCGCCUGCGGGAUCUGAUGCAGUGCGCGGACCAGUGGUGGCAGCUGAACGGCGAGGCGACUCGGCUCGAGAUCCUCUUCGAGAGGUCAGAGUCCGACUGGGACCAGCGCGACGGGAGGCUGAAGGAGCGCCUCGAGAGAUCGUUCAUCGGCACCGCCCACAUCGUGUUCGCCACGCUCAACAGCGCUGCCAGGCUCCGGCCGCACAUGCUGCGCGAGGGCUCGCUGCCCUUCGGCACCGUCGUGGUGGACGAGGCUGCCCAGGCGACGGAGCCAUCCACGGUCAUCCCCCUGGAGCUGGCGCGCUCGCGCCGCUGCGUGCUGGUCGGUGAUGACAGGCAGCUCCCGCCGACGAUGUUUGCGGGGUGGGCGGAGGAGUCGCGCGCGUCGAGGACGCUCUUCGAGCGGUUGCGGCAGCUUGGCCACACUCCUCGGCUGCUGGAGGAGCAGCACCGGAUGCACCCCAGUAUCUCGGCCUUCCCGCGCGCGUACUUCUCGGGGGCUGCAACUGCGCGACGCGGACGCCGUGGUCGGCCGGGAGGGCCUGGCCCUGCACGGCCUGGUGCCGCCGCUGCUCUUCCUGGACCUGGAGUCCUCCAGCUCGGAGUCCUAUCCCGGGCGCCUGCGGAACCUCGAGGAGGCCCGGCUCUGCCGCGGCGUCCUGGAGCAGCUGCUGGAGGCCGCGCGGCAGCUGGGCGAGGAGAGCAUCGUGCGCAGCGUUGCCGUCCUCACGCCCUACAGGCAGGGCCCCUCCCGAUCCGGGCGCAGCAGGAGGCGCUGCAGCUGCAGCUGCGCCAGUCUCGCGGCGCGCCCUGCGGGGCGGAGGCCGUGCACACGGUCGACGGCUUCCAGGGCCAGGAGGCGGAGGUGGUCGUCUUCAGCUCCGUGCGCGCUCCGGAGGUGUCGCGCCGCAGCUGCGGCAUCGGUUUCCUGGCCGAUGAGCGACGGUUGAACGUGGCGCUGACUCGCGCGAAGAGCCUUUUGGUCAUCAUCGGCCACUCCAGGACCCUGUCGCAGUCGCCGGCCUGGGCCUCGCUGCUGCGCCACGUGCGGGGCGCGGCCCCGGGCGCGGGCGCCCUCCGGCGGGUGCGGAGCAGCAGCGAGGCCGCCGCCGCGCUCGGCGGGGAGCGGCCUGAGGGCUGCGUCUGCUCGUGA